AUGCUCGUUGAAGAUUCUCAAACGGCUCGUUCGUUGAUGUCGAAGAAGUAUGCGCACUGUCCGCUGAAGAAGCGACCGGUGCUCGUUCGGGAGGAGCGACCAGCGACGCCGCCCACUACACCGCCUCACCCCGCCCACAUGGCCACCAGACUCUAUUAUGAUUAUCACUGUGAUACAGAAAAUGAUGAACCAGAAAACUUAAGCACAAAACCGGAAGAUCUCUCCAAAACUGGCAAUUACCCGAGUAAAGCUGCGUCACCGGUGUCCACUGCUGACAUUAAAUCUGAACCCAGAGAGUGGCCCCAGCAGCAGCUGGAGUACCUCGCCGCGUGUCGAGCUCGCCUGGAGCCGAUGCCCACAGAACUGGCUCGUCCUACACCUCAAUACGCAUAUCUCCCUACACUAUAUCCAGCUUAUCCUAUGGAAGAGCUCUACCCGACUGCCCCAGCCUUAUCCCCUCCCGUCCAACCUCAGUACUACGCCAGAUACUCCCCAGCAUCACCGCCGUCCUCCUGCUCGCCGCCUCCCUGCCCUGAAGACCUCCGUUCCCCUGGCUCAGUCUCCUCUGACUCGGGAGUCUCAGUCUCUGGUCCUCGUCGUCCUCGCUACCAGUGCCCAGACUGCGCCAAGUCCUACUCCACCUACUCAGGGCUAUCCAAACAUCAGCAGUACCACUGCGCCGCCGCCGAGGGAAGUCUCGCUAGGAAAUCGUUUAGCUGCAAAUACUGCUCAAAGGUGUACACUUCUCUGGGUGCUCUCAAGAUGCACAUAAGGACUCACACCCUGCCGUGUAAGUGUCACCUGUGCGGGAAAGCCUUCUCCCGUCCGUGGCUUCUUCAAGGACACAUCCGUACUCACACCGGUGAGAAGCCUUUCUCAUGCCACCACUGCCGGCGUGCGUUCGCCGACCGAUCGAACCUCCGAGCUCAUCUCCAGACCCACUCCGAUGUUAAGAAAUACUCGUGCACGGGAUGCGGGAAGACUUUCUCCCGGAUGUCACUGCUGAGUAAACAUUUGGAGGGAGGCUGCGGGGCUCCCAGCACGUCUCCAUACGAAUACCGACCGGAGGCUCAUCAGACAUCACAUCCACACCAGCUCCCGCCUUCCGCGCCCGUUCAUGCCUAUUAG
Molecule: messenger RNA, 1128 nt
Organism: Danaus chrysippus (African queen)
Lineage: Eukaryota; Metazoa; Arthropoda; Insecta; Lepidoptera; Nymphalidae
Source: the annotation of a GenBank genome assembly